Aureobasidium pullulans EXF-150 is the source of this 1813-nucleotide messenger RNA. RefSeq lists its product as uncharacterized. Gene Ontology annotation, biological process: regulation of DNA-templated transcription. The record is from RefSeq and is a predicted model, not a curated record. Bases 98 to 1597 code for a protein of 499 amino acids. The transcript is spliced from 2 exons. Lineage: Eukaryota; Fungi; Ascomycota; Dothideomycetes; Dothideales; Saccotheciaceae. Gene Ontology annotation, molecular function: zinc ion binding; sequence-specific DNA binding; protein binding.
AUCGUAAUUUUGUCUGGUGGGACUCCCCGGACAAGGCUGCGUUUCUGUACUGAGAUUCUUGACCGGGCCUAGGCAGGCGGAGAGCCACAGGCAACUGAUGUCCUACCUGUCGUCGGUCGAUGGCUCGCUACCCCAAAAUAUGGCCGGGGGCGUGUCCGCGUCCGAUAUGUUGGACCCAAGCGCCAAUCUGAUGUCUGACUUGCAGGACCAGAUUAAUAUGCUGCCCAUGGACCUCGAUCUCAACGACCCGAACCUCGAUGUCUCCCUGAGCAACGUGCCCUUUGCCGACCCCUCGGCCUUUGGCAACAACCCAAACUCCAUGUCACUCGCUCCCCCGAACCAUCAACAACAUGAUGAUGGCCAGCCCCAUGCUAAUAACAUGUCGGCUAUCGGCGCUGGCCCGCUGCCCACUGGCUUCGGCAUGGGUCCUCCCUCCAAUGGCGGCAACACCCUGACCGAGUUCACCAAGCGCAGAAACUGGUCUCAGCGUGUCAUCGAAGAGCUCAGGGACUUUCUACACAUCCUCACACCCGACGGUCGCAUACUCUAUGUCUCGCCUUCUGCCAAAACCCUCACGGGCUACGAGCCGCGCUAUCUCGUCGGCAAGUUCAUCGGCGAGUUUGUGCACCCUGAAGACAGCGGCAUUUUCAUGCGCGAAUUCAACGAAUCCAUAGCAUCGGGCAACCCACUUCGCUUCUUCUAUCGCUUCAAGAGAGAGGACGGCACAUACAUCAUCUUCGAAUGCGACGGUCAUCCACACAUCUCGUCCGACCAAGGCGCAUAUGGCCACAUGAGUGGUUCGGGUCAAGGCGCUAUGAGCGCUUCUGGUCUCUGUCGUGGCUUCUUCAUGAUGGCGCGACCCUACCCAACCAAGAAUGCCGCCCUACUCGACUCCUUCCUGGAACACAAGAUUGAGAACGAGCGUUUGAAGAAGAGGAUAGAAGAGUUGAAAAGAGAGGAGGCUGAGGAGAACCAGGUUCAGGAAAGACAAUGGCAGGAUCAAUCCAGGCGUGACCCAUCCGAGGCCGGUCGUGUUGAUGGCUCGAGCGAACACGGCAAGACGCCAAAUUACCAGGGAAUGCCGCCACCUGCAAAACCCCCAAUUUCAAACACUGCUCUUACUCGACAAAACCUGGACAGCGCAUUAUCGGCCCAACAACCUGACAGCAUAGCAGACAAGAUGUCUCGAUACGAAGGAUCAAAUCAUCUCGAGACCAUCGAAAUGCUCACUGGACUACGCUACCGCGAUGGUGAGCGAAGCCACGGUAUUUCCACAGGUGACACAUCGCCUGCGCUUAUAAGAGGCGACGCUGGCAUCGCAAUCUUGCUCGACAGAGAUCGCGACGGCAACAAGGAGAAGAAGAAGAAGCUCAAGGUCGCCGAGGAGUACGUCUGUGCAGAUUGUGGAACUCUCGAUAGCCCAGAGUGGCGCAAAGGUCCCAAGGGCCCGAAAACAUUGUGCAACGCAUGUGGCCUACGAUGGGCCAAGAAGGAGAAGAAGAAGGCAGUUGGUGACAGCGGCGCGAACUCGAACGCUGGUAUGACACCUGGAGGUGUGCCAUCAUUGUUGCACAAAGACAGCAGUGGAAGCAACUAAGCAAACUUAUUGAUCAUGAUCUGUCUCAUUGGAAACAGAUCUUCUUCAUGACAUGGGAAAUGGGCGUUAGGCAUGCAUUUCAGUUCGAACUCAGAGCUUACGACCAGCCUUUAUUAUUCUUCAGUGUAAAGAUUUCUUAGCUAGAUACCAGAGGGCAUUACGGAGUUUUGUAAUAUAUCAUGGCAUGUUCUUGGUAUGCAUUCUGUGUCUGACCCG